CCUUCCUCACACUCUUCUUCAAACAUUUGGUCUCAGCUGCCAACGCUUUACAUACAGAAGAAAUAGCAACUCUAUCAAGUAAUCAUCGAAUCCACACCGUUGAUUCUUGCAAUUUUCAGGUUGAAUUAGAAUUAGGGGUUCUGAAUUUUUCAAUUCUUGUUUUUUUAGAAAAAAAGAAAAAAAAAAAGAAUUAUGGGGCUAUCGAAUUUCCCUAGCCCAGCUGAAGGGGUGAUACCUCUGCUGGUAAUGAACACAGUCAUGUCAGUGGCUCUAGUCAAGAACAAGCUGAGAUCAGUUCUUCAAGUUGUCGGCGCCGCCAGCGGAGGCGGCGAUCAAGAAUUUGAGGAUGAGUACGGCAUCGAUGGUGAUGGUGAUGCCGAUGGCGGCUCUAGGCCUAGAAGGGUGUCUAUCACGCGCUACGGUUCGCUAUGUAGAAGCCGAUACUGCAGGUGUAGUCCGAGGGAGCGCAGUGGCUGCUCGGAGGCUGGUAGUAGCGGGAGUGGUGGCGGUAACAGUGAGUGGCCUCCGGCGGUGGAGUGCUGUGUUUGCUUGUGUAGGUUUGAAGCUGAGGAGGAAGUGAGUGAGCUUUCGUGCAAGCAUUUCUUCCACAAAGGUUGUCUGGACAAGUGGUUUGACAAUCAGCACAUUACUUGUCCUCUUUGUAGGUCCAUUAUGUGAUUGAUUGGUGAUAAUGGGAUUGUGUGGAUGGAGGAAUGAGUGAUGUACCAUUGGUUGGCCCUCUUUUGUUUUAGUAUAUUUUGGAGGGUCUGCUUGGCUCAUCAUUCCUUCAUAUUUUUGGCACAUUAGUCUAGGUUUUAUAGUCAUGGUUUUGUGUGCUUGACUUUGUAGAUUGAACUUAAUUAGGGCUCAAGAAUGUAAGAUUUGAAGUAAGAUUUUGCCUCUGUAUAUAUGUGUGUGUGAUUUGAAUUUGCAUAAGCAUAUUAUCAAGGCCUCAAACUCUGUUUUUUAGCAUGAGCACUUCUAA
Sesamum indicum (sesame) is the source of this 985-nucleotide messenger RNA. Its product is annotated as RING/U-box superfamily protein. Lineage: Eukaryota; Viridiplantae; Streptophyta; Magnoliopsida; Lamiales; Pedaliaceae. The record is from RefSeq and is a predicted model, not a curated record.